UGUGUGUGUGCGCGCGCGUGUGUGUUGUGUGUUGGGGGUGAAACCGGCGUCGCUGCGUUGCGCACAACUGCUGGUUCAUCUGGAGACUCCGGAGUGCGGAGCGCACGGUGCGUCCUGCGCGUUUAACAAACUUUAACUUGUUCGCAUGAGAGCAGAAACCCGCGGACCGACCUCAGCCUCGUCUCGUCGGUAGGGCAAUGGCUGUGCGGUCCAGGACGGGAUUCUACCGGCAGGAGGUGAACAGAACCGUGUGGGAGGUGCCGGAGAGAUACCGGGACAUGAAGCAGGUCGGAACCGGAGCGUACGGGACUGUGUGUUCAGCAUGGGACCGCCGGACAGGGACCCAGGUGGCCAUCAAGAAGCUACACCGGCCCUUCCAGUCCAAGCUUUUCGCCAAAAGGGCCUACAGGGAGCUGCGACUCCUCAAACACAUGAAGCACGAAAAUGUGAUUGGAUUGUUGGAUGUUUUCACCGCUGAGAUCUCCCUGGACCGGUUUCGUGACUUCUACCUGGUGAUGCCGUUCAUGGGCACCGACCUCGGCAAGCUCAUGAAAAUGGAGAGACUGACGGAAGACCGGGUGCAGUUCCUCGUCUACCAGAUGCUCAAAGGGCUCAAGUACAUCCACUCGGCAGGGAUCAUCCACAGGGACCUCAAACCUGGAAACUUAGCCAUCAAUCCAGACUGCGAAUUAAAGAUCCUUGACUUCGGCCUGGCGAGGCAGGCUGACGCGGAGAUGACCGGUUAUGUGGUGACACGCUGGUACAGAGCCCCCGAGGUUAUCCUCAACUGGAUGCACUACACGCAAACUGUGGACAUCUGGUCGGCAGGUUGCAUCAUGGCGGAGAUGCUGCUGGGGAAGCCGCUGUUCAAAGGAAAUGAUCACCUGGAUCAGCUGAGAGAGAUCAUGAAGAUUACAGGAACUCCGACUGCUGACUUUGUUGUGAAACUGCAGAGCCAAGAUGCCAAAAACUACAUCCGGAGUCUACCAAAAGUGCCAAAAAAAGAUUUGCACACCAUUUUCUCCAAAGCCAGCGUCAACGCUGUGUGUGUCCUGGAGAAGAUGCUGCUGCUGGACCCUGAGCGGCGGGUCAGCGCCUCCGAGGCCCUCGAGCUGCCGUUCUUCAGCGAGUUCAGAGACGUCGAGGAGGAGACGGAGGCGCUGCCGUAUGACCAGACCAUGGACAACACCGACCUGCCGCUGGACCAGUGGAAACGUCACACUUUCACAGAGAUCCUGACCUUCAGGCCGUCCAGGGACUCCAGAGAGACGUCACUUUAACAUCACUACACCUCCACACAGCAUUCACACAUGUUCUGAAACACCAAACUUGUACAUAGUCCCACCUGCACCCAUAAAUGUUCCUUUCUUUUUGUAUUUGUGUAGCAUUAAUGGCUAUUAUUAGUUUUUUGCGUUCAAUAAAUGUGACU
Molecule: messenger RNA, 1429 nt
Organism: Stegastes partitus (bicolor damselfish)
Lineage: Eukaryota; Metazoa; Chordata; Actinopteri; Pomacentridae
Product: mitogen-activated protein kinase 12-like
Exons: 12
Coding region: 198-1280 (360 amino acids)
Biological process (GO): protein phosphorylation
Molecular function (GO): MAP kinase activity; ATP binding
Source: RefSeq, a predicted model, not a curated record